Molecule: messenger RNA, 882 nt
Organism: Glarea lozoyensis ATCC 20868
Lineage: Eukaryota; Fungi; Ascomycota; Leotiomycetes; Helotiales; Helotiaceae
Product: alpha/beta-Hydrolase
Exons: 2
Coding region: 1-882 (293 amino acids)
Molecular function (GO): hydrolase activity
Source: RefSeq, a predicted model, not a curated record
AUGUCUUGUCCAGAUUGUUUUCGUGGAGGUGUUACCACAAUCCAUCCGACUGGAACGGAAACAACCAUUCAUGGUGUUCCUACAUACGUCGCUCAACCCGAUGAAGCGGUCACCCCGAAGGGCAUCGUCGUCGUGAUCACCGAUGCGUUCGGUUGGAAGUUUGCCAAUAACCGAGUGUUGUCGGAUCAUCUUGCUAAGAGAGGUGGAUUUUUGGUCUACUGUCCAGAUUUCAUGAAGGGAUCUGCUUUGGACCCGGUCGCCAUAGGCUUGAUGGACAAAAUCAUAGAACCAACCUCUUGGUUUAACACAAUUGUCUACAAACCUAUUUGGGUCUUCCAAGCACUUGUUGUAGCUGUCCCUUGGAAAUUGAAGACCAAAAUUCCAGCCACCCACCCUGGGGUAAUUUCCUUCUUUCAGGCUCUCCGAACAUCUCCACCUCCGUAUCCAACCGAUACUUUGAAGGUUGGGGCUGCAGGAUAUUGCUAUGGUGGCAAGCACGCAUUUCUUCUGGCACAUGACAAACCUGAAACUCGAGUCGUCCGACAUGAGUCGCAAAAGGAGUCUACAAAAGAUUUGCCCUUGAUUGAUUGCGCUUUCAGUGCUCAUCCUUCCUUGCUGGAGCUUCCCGUCGAUGUCGACGCUGUGGCUCUUCCACUCAGUGUUGUCGUUGGCGAUAAAGAUGCGGUUUUGAAAGCGCCCGAGGCGCAGAAGACAAAGGAUAUUCUAGAGGCUAAAGGUGUUGGAAGUUACGAGGUCAAAAUUUUGCAAGGAGCAAAGCACGGAUUUGCUAUUCGUCCACAUCCCGAAGAUAAAGAGGAGCUGGAGUUUGCCGAAACUGCGGAGGUACAGGCUAUCGAGUGGUUUAAAAGAUGGUUUGCAUGA